AUGCAAAUCCUCCACAGGAGAUCGCAAGCUCGUCAUGUAGCGCCUCAGGGUGCAUCAGUGUUCUUUGAGGAAGGCACUGACGGUACAUGGCAUUCUUACCAACUUUCGACAUCCCCACCGUCCGACGAUCAACAACUCUCUCAACUAUCACCACCCUUUCAACUGACUGGACUCUCCUUUAUCUCGUCCCCUACACUAAAACAGUCCAUCUCACUGCUUGCGCUCACGUCCUCUCACGUCCUCCUCUCCGGUGUGUCGCCUACCUCUCCAUCGGAGAUAAUUCUCCUCCUAUGGGAUCUUCAAUACUCCAUUCUCCUCACCUCCCAAACCUUGCCCAUCCCCUCAGUGUUGGCACCCAACCCUCUACAACUCCGUCUGGUUCCCGCUUCCACUAUCUCCAGCAAAGAGGCCCAAAACCAAACCCUCCAAGAUCAAGCACUUCUCCUCCUCUCCCCCUCCGGAAAAACCGCAGAUAAAAUGCAAUCUACUUCGAGUGUCAUCGUCGUUUCAUACGCAAUCCCUCACACAUCAACCAUCGCAGCUGCUAUGGGUAAAGCAGCAUCAAGCAAGCAAUGGAUACGCAAUACGCCCACGACUCAGACACAGCCAGCUGAUGUGGCACGCACAAAACUCCUUGAAACAAUGCAACACAACCAAUGGUGCAACCAAGCCAUCUCUGAGCUUCACAUUUGUCAGAGAUGUACUCAACACUGUUCUCUCAACGUCAAUAAAAAGCAACAAAGCCCAUCUUUCACCAUCGUCGUAUUCACCCGAGGUGCUGAAGUACCUACUAGAGAGAAGGGUGGUGUCCAGUGGCAUGGUAGAUGGCGGCAACGGCCUCCUUACCGCCCUGAGAGCCAGGAACGACUGGCUUUCACCACCGUCUUGGACCUCCCAGAAUCAGAGAUUGUCGAAUGUCUACGCGUCGUUGCCGUUUAUCACCGGGAACAACACUCAGCCGACGCCAUGGAGGUUGACUCCCAUCCCGCCACAUCCAUCCCAUCCCUCCCCUCCUUCUUAUCCCUUUGUACGACAUAUCCAACAUCCCAAAAAUACCUUCUCCUCGCCCUCCGUCAACAUCUUCGAGAGAUCGAAGACAUAAUGUGUGUCGCUCAAGUUCUCGACGACUGGGUCAGCAAAUGGGGAGCACGGAGAGCAGCGGGCGAGGAGAGACUGCUUCCUUCAAAGAAAGACAUUCGAAAGAACGAGCAUGGGAUGUGGGUAGUUGUUGGAAGGAAGGAUGCAGGGAAGAAGCAGGACGAGCUGCUGCCUCUUGAAAAGGUACUUUACCAACUUUGCCCGCUCAAACAUUGCUUACACCGCUACCAGGUUGUUGCUUUCCUACAAACACUCAUGGAUGCUUCCUUCCUCUCCCUUCUGCAGCAUCCUCCCGCUCACCAGAUCUUGAAGCAUCUACGGGCUCAACUAGAGCCAGAAGUGGUGUUCGCUGAAAUGGUAGAACAACUGAGAGGACCUUUGGAGCCGUUCGCAGUAGGACACGAAAAGGCAUUGAAGGAAGCUGCCAUACCAGAGAAGGAGAGGAAGAAGGAAAGAGAGAAGGGUGAUUGGAGGCAAAGGAAGAAUGACAAGGCGAUGAGAACAGACAUUGGCGUAUACCAGCUAGAAGAGCUAGUUUUGUGA
Messenger RNA from Laccaria bicolor S238N-H82, 1641 nucleotides. RefSeq lists its product as uncharacterized. The record is from RefSeq and is a predicted model, not a curated record. Bases 1 to 1641 code for a protein of 546 amino acids. NCBI's taxonomy places the organism in Eukaryota, Fungi, Basidiomycota, Agaricomycetes, Agaricales, Hydnangiaceae. Gene Ontology annotation, cellular component: nucleolus. Gene Ontology annotation, molecular function: RNA binding. Gene Ontology annotation, biological process: maturation of SSU-rRNA. The transcript is spliced from 4 exons.